This is a messenger RNA of Bombyx mori (domestic silkworm), 2007 nucleotides long. RefSeq names its product H+ transporting ATPase V0 subunit D (gene VhaAC39-1). Gene Ontology annotation, cellular component: plasma membrane proton-transporting V-type ATPase complex; vacuolar proton-transporting V-type ATPase complex; lysosomal membrane. Gene Ontology annotation, biological process: proton transmembrane transport; vacuolar transport; vacuolar acidification. The record is from RefSeq and is marked provisional. Lineage: Eukaryota; Metazoa; Arthropoda; Insecta; Lepidoptera; Bombycidae. Gene Ontology annotation, molecular function: proton-transporting ATPase activity, rotational mechanism.
CUUUCCGAUUGAUUAUUACAAGUAAAAUCAAGAAAUAGCGUCUCUAGGUUUUGGUUCCGAGUUGAACGGGCGUAAACUAUUUCUUGUUUCCCUUAAAAUUAUCAUUAAAAUGAAGGGUUGCAUAUUUAAUAUUGAUGCUGGGUAUUUGGAGGGCUUGUGCCGUGGUUUCAAAUGUGGUAUUCUGAAACAAUCUGACUACUUGAACUUGGUGCAGUGUGAGACACUUGAAGAUCUAAAGCUCCAUCUUCAGGGUACAGAUUAUGGCACUUUCCUUGCCAACGAGCCCAGCCCCCUGUCUGUAUCUACUAUUGAUGACAAGCUUCGUGAAAAGCUUGUUAUUGAAUUCCAACAUCUUCGGAAUCACUCUGUAGAGCCUCUGUCAACAUUUUUGGAUUUCAUUACCUACAGCUAUAUGAUUGAUAACAUCAUCUUGUUGAUUACUGGUACAUUGCACCAGAGACCUAUCUCGGAGUUAAUUCCAAAGUGCCAUCCAUUAGGCUCAUUUGAGCAGAUGGAAGCUAUUCAUGUAGCUGCAACACCAGCUGAACUUUACAAUGCUGUGUUGGUGGACACACCAUUGGCGCCAUUCUUUGUGGAUUGCAUUAGCGAACAAGACUUGGAUGAAAUGAAUAUUGAGAUUAUCCGGAACACUCUAUACAAGGCGUAUUUGGAAGCUUUUUAUGAUUUCUGUAAGCAAAUCGGAGGAACUACUGCUGAUGUGAUGUGCGAAAUCUUAGCUUUUGAAGCCGAUCGCCGUGCUAUUAUCAUUACAAUCAACUCAUUUGGCACUGAACUGUCCAAGGAUGACCGUGCUAAAUUGUAUCCCCGUUGUGGCAAACUCAACCCUGAUGGUCUUGCCGCACUGGCUCGUGCUGAUGAUUAUGAACAAGUGAAGGCUGUUGCUGAAUACUAUGCUGAGUAUUCUGCUUUGUUUGAAGGAGCUGGCAAUAAUGUGGGAGACAAAACUUUGGAAGACAAAUUCUUUGAACAUGAGGUAAGCCUUAAUGUUCAUGCUUUCCUGCAACAAUUCCAUUUUGGAGUUUUCUAUUCUUAUCUGAAAUUAAAGGAACAGGAGUGCCGUAACAUUGUUUGGAUCAGUGAAUGCGUGGCCCAGAAACAUCGUGCCAAAAUCGACAACUACAUUCCAAUCUUCUAAUUAUUCAUAAAAUAAUGUUUGUAGUAUUCUUUCCUUGUACAUAGUAGGGAACCAUAUAACUACUUUUUUGAUUGCUGCAUAUAAACAUGGCUACCAAGCAAGCAUGCCACCACUCAGUGCCACCAGACAUUGAAAUAGAAAAAUUUGAUAUCAGUGCAUGGUGAUAAUAAACAUUUAAAAAUUGAGGUUGCAAUGGAUUUUAAAAAAGCUUGGCAACAUGAGAGUAGACUUGAAUGAUGUCAUCAGUCUGUAGUUUAAUGUAAAAACAGAUUUAAAAAAUCACACUAGUAGAUUAUAAAAAUCACUAAUAGAUCACAAAACAUCAAAUUGAAUGCUAAAACUAAAAGAAAAAUAUGUUAAUCAUUGUUAAUGUUAUCUAUUAAUCUUCAUAGUAUCAAUAUCCAUUCUAUUCUUAUUAUGGUUGAAUUAAUAUGCAUUACAUAGUCAUGUAUAGAAUAAUCAAUUAUUCAGUUAAGUACAUACUUCUGAAACAUUUUUAGAAUAAUAAAAACAUGUUAAAUGUGCUUAAGUAUUGAAAAAAUUUAUGAAUGCUGGAAUUUCUUGAUUAAAACAUUUUAUCAUUUCCUGGUAGUUUACAAUUAUAAUGUAAUAAAAUUAAUCAACCAUUUAAUUGACAUUAAUAAAAUAUUACAGUUUUUAUUUCAUGAUUUAAAGGUGUAUACAUUUAAUCCAUGGAAGUUUUUACAUUCCAUACCAUGUGCUAUUUUCAUGUAUGUAUGUAUGUAUUUUGGAAAUUUCCAGUAUUCAGCAAUUUUAUAUUCACUGUUAUUAAUAUUACUUGUAAUAAAAAUUAUGUAUCUUAUUUCCAAAUAAAUUAUUAGUUGAAAUGU